UAUAAUUUUGGUAGCAGUGGCUGUCAUCUGUCAAAAAUUGUUUCGCGCUCCUAAUCAGCUGAUUAUUCUUACUAUCAAUAUUAUCAAUUUUAUAUAAAUGCUAAAAUAAUGUCAUCGGCACAUUUGUCAAGUGGCAGAUGGAAUGUGGGUUUAAUACAGGAGGAAGCAAGAAAACAAUUAUUGUGCUUACUUGAAAGAUGCGAAGGAACAAAGGCAAUUGUAUGGGACAAAUCACUCGCUGGACCAAUUGGUCUUGUAGCAAAAUACAGUUUACUACAAGAGCACGAUGUUAUUAAAAUGUAUCCACUUGGUGGUGGACCACUUCCGCAAAUAAAUGUUGCAAAUAUUAUUUUUAUCACAAGACCACAACUCGAUCUAAUGGAUUUAAUUGCCGAAAUUGUUCACGGUGAGGAGGGCAAUAAACCACGAAAGGAAUUUCACAUAUUUUUCGUACCACGGCAAAGUUUAUUGUGUAAACAAAAAUUAAAAAAUCGUGGUGUCUAUGGAAGUUUUACAUUAAUUGAAGAAUUUGCUUGCGAUUUAUUUCCCUUUGACAAUGAUCUUGUUUCAAUGGAAUUAAAUAAUGCAUUUCGGGAAUUUUUCAUCGAAAACGAUCCCACAUGUCUCUAUCAGGUGGCGCGUGCAAUUCAAAGUUUACAAAAAAUUUAUGGCAAAAUUCCUAAAGUCACAGGACGUGGUCCAGCGGCAAAUAAAGUUUGGGAACUAUUACAACGACUCAAUCGUGAAGAAGAGGAUAUUAAACAAAAUAAUAGUCAAUCAUCGAUUAUUGAACAUUUGCUAAUUUUCGAUCGUUCCACAGAUUUAUUGACACCAUUAGUUACACAAUUAACAUACGAGGGUCUUAUUGAUGAAAUAUUUGGAAUUAGUAACACGACUGUUCAAUUGCCGGCGGAAAAAUUUCACGAUUCCGACGAGUCACCAACUGUAAUGUCACUUGAUAAAAAGGAACAAAUUAUCUUAAAUUCAGGGGAAGAAAUUUUCGCCGAAAUCAGGGAUAAAAAUUUCAACGGCGUUGGACCAGUUUUGAGUCGUAAAGCAAAAGUAAUAUCAUCACAAUUUGACGAGAGACACGGGGAUAAAAGUGUACAGGAAAUAAAGCAAUUUGUCGCCAGAUUGCCACACAUGUUAGCCACGAAACAAUCACUAGCAAAACAUACAACAAUUGCUGAAAUGAUUAAAGAAGUAACUGAUUCGAGUUCAUUUCUCGAAUCAUUGCAAAUUGAACAGGAAUUAUUGAAUUGUAUCGACACGGAUAAACCAAAUUCAUUUAUUGAAGAUAUGAUUGCCCAAAAGGAGCCAAUUUUGAAAGUAUUGCGUCUAUUGUGUAUUCAAUCGCUCACAAAUUCGGGAUUAAAAUCAAAACUACUUGAUUAUUAUAAACGUGAAAUUAUUCAAACCUAUGGCUAUCAACAUCUUCCAACAUUGUUAAAUUUGGAAAAAGCGGGAUUAUUAAAAGUUCAACAAUCGUUUCGACAAUAUUCUGUACUCAGGAAGGCAUUAAAAUUAACAGUUGAGGAUGAGAGUGAAAUUACGCCAAAGGACAUUAGUUAUGUGCAUUCAAUUUAUGCACCAUUAAGUAUAAGACUCGCGGAACAAUUGGUACAAGGUGGUUGGGAGGGAAUAACAGAUAUUUUGGGAUUGUUGCCGGGACCCGCUUGCGGUAGUGGUUCAUCGAAUUUAAAUCCAAUUAUCAAGACUGAACGAAGAAAUUCAUUAACUAGCGAAAAUUCAAAUUCCGAACCGCCUAAACUUGUACUCGUAUUUUUUAUUGGAGGCUGUACAUAUGCGGAAAUUUCCGCUUUACGUUUUCUCUCCCAACAGGAAGAGUUAAAUGUGGAAUUUGUAGUUGGAACGACAAAAUUAAUAAAUGGAAACACAUUCCUUACAUCCUUAAUCGAAGAUCUUCAAGUGAACUAAAUUUUUUGUUAUGUAUAUAUUCGAAUUUUAAUUGUUAUUUAAUUUAAAAUAAAAUUUUACAAAAAAAAUAUACUCAUUUUUUUGCAAAA
This is a messenger RNA of Leptopilina boulardi, 2027 nucleotides long. RefSeq names its product vacuolar protein sorting-associated protein 33A (gene car). NCBI's taxonomy places the organism in Eukaryota, Metazoa, Arthropoda, Insecta, Hymenoptera, Figitidae. Gene Ontology annotation, cellular component: lysosome; CORVET complex. The record is from RefSeq and is a predicted model, not a curated record. The coding region runs from base 109 to 1938 and encodes 609 amino acids. The transcript is spliced from 8 exons. Gene Ontology annotation, biological process: vesicle-mediated transport; intracellular protein transport.